Messenger RNA from Puntigrus tetrazona (Sumatra barb), 4242 nucleotides. RefSeq names its product serine/threonine-protein kinase 32C. The transcript is spliced from 13 exons. Gene Ontology annotation, molecular function: G protein-coupled receptor kinase activity; ATP binding; G protein-coupled receptor binding. The record is from RefSeq and is a predicted model, not a curated record. Gene Ontology annotation, biological process: regulation of signal transduction; protein phosphorylation; G protein-coupled receptor signaling pathway. Bases 717 to 2024 code for a protein of 435 amino acids. NCBI's taxonomy places the organism in Eukaryota, Metazoa, Chordata, Actinopteri, Cypriniformes, Cyprinidae.
UAUGUGGCAUAAUUAAAACUAGGCUAUCCAUAGAUAUAUAGUUACCUUUUUCUUCAACGCGGAAGUGAUGGGCGGGGCUUCCGGUUUGCGUAACAACAUGCGGUAAACGUGAGACUGUUUACUUUACAAACCAGCGUGUUCAUCAUUAAGAUAACACAAUAAAACAACACGACAGGACACACCAGUUUUCAACGUCAAACAGCAAAACCUAACUUUUGUAGGACUAAAAAUAGCUGGACGCGGAUGAGACCGGAAGCUAGAAUUGACAAAUGGCCGCGCCCUUUUCUACGUCAAGAAACAGCCACUUCUCAGAUUCCUUCUGUUUUCGGAUGAUGCGCCAAAAUAACCCCCCUCUAAAACCCUUGGAAAAAGCAAAGAGGCAGCGGACUUCAUCAGCGUGUUUUUUUCAGCGAUUCAUUAAAAGCGUCCGGUCUCGCGGUCACGCGCACAGGCCACCACGUUCCCGUUCUUUCCGUGACUUCGUUCGACGCGUGCGCGUGAGGGCGGGGAGGCUGAUAUAGUCCCCGCCGCCGGAGUCCGUCGCUCGGAGUCGGUUCCAGCGCAGCGACACACGCUUCGAGCUCCGGGAUCCCCGCGCGAGUCUCCAGGUCUGUCGUCCCCGCGGAUCGGAGGCGUCCGUCGGAGAUGCUCGUGCUUUAGAGGCGCCCGGCAGCAUCAGUUUCCGUCGCGCCGAAAGGAAUGAGAGCAGAGCAUCAAUGUUUCACUGGGGCAAGUGGAAGAAGAGGAUGGGAGCGAACAGUUCAUCCAAGAGACCCGUGUUCGACGACAAAGAGGAUGUGAACUUCGAUCACUUCCAGAUCCUGCGGGCCAUCGGGAAAGGGAGCUUUGGGAAGGUGUGUAUCGUGCAGAAGCGGGACACCGAGAAGAUGUACGCCAUGAAGUACAUGAACAAGCAGCAGUGCAUCGAGCGGGACGAGGUCCGGAACGUCUUUAGAGAGCUUGAGAUCCUUCAGGAGAUUGAACAUGUGUUUUUAGUAAACCUCUGGUACUCGUUCCAGGACGAGGAGGACAUGUUCAUGGUGGUGGAUCUGCUGUUAGGAGGAGACCUGCGCUAUCAUCUUCAGCAGAACGUGCAGUUCAGCGAGGACGCUGUGAAGCUGUACCUGUGUGAGAUGACCCUGGCGCUCGACUACCUGCAGAGCCAGCACAUCAUACACAGGGACAUCAAACCGGACAACAUCCUCCUGGACGAGCAAGGUCAUGCGCAUUUAACAGACUUUAACAUCGCUACCAUAAUCAAAGACGGCGAACGAGCCACGGCGUUAGCGGGUACGAAGCCUUACAUGGCUCCAGAGAUCUUCCAGUCGUUCGUGAGCGGAGGAACCGGUUAUGCGUUCGAGGUGGACUGGUGGUCGCUGGGCGUGACCAUCUUUGAGGUUCUGCGAAGUUGGAGGCCGUACGACAUCCACGCCAGUAACUCGGUGGAGUCCCUGCUGCAGCUCUUCAGUACGGUCAGUGUUCAGUACAGCUCAUCCUGGCACAAAGACCUCAUCUCGCUGCUGAGGAAGUUAUUGACCGUGAACCCCGAGCAUCGCUUCUGUAGUCUGGCUCAGAUGCAGACGGCUCCCUACCUCUCCGAUGUCAACUGGGACGACGUUUAUGAGAAGAAGAUGGAGCCCGGCUUUGUUCCCAAUAAAGGUCGUCUGCACUGCGACCCCACCUUUGAGCUGGAGGAGAUGAUUCUGGAGUCUCGUCCGCUUCAUAAGAAGAAGAAACGACUGGCCAAGAACAGAUCGAGAGACAACAGCAAAGAUUCUCAGUCUGAGAACGAGUAUCUUCAGGAGUGCCUUGAAGUUGUCCAGCAGGAGUUCAUGAUCUUCAACCGUGAAAACCUGUGUGUUUCAUCCGAGUGUGUCGCGCUCAGGCUGAAGCGGCGUCAGGAGGAGGAGGCAGGAGGAGACGAGGCCGAGGGAGGGACGGAGGACGAGGAGACGGAGGCUGAACCCGAGGCGUCCAAACUGAGCAUGUGCGGCUCGGUCUGCUCGUCUCCGGGAAGCUGCUAGCUUCCGCCCUGCGGUGCAUCUCAACUUCUAUGCAACGUAACUCUUCAGCAUGAUGUAAAAUAGAGAUCUUAGUGGCAAUUCUACAACGUAAGGCUGUUCGCUUGAGUAUGACGACAUCACACCAAACACACGGAGGUCUGAACUCGUAACCGACUUAAUAGCGUUUGUAUGUUUACGACUCGAGGGUCCAGUCUCUUCAGAACCGAGGUUUAUGCAUCACCUGGACGGGACGGGAAAACAGUGAGAAAAGUCCUUAGCGGUGGAUAUUACUAGUAAAACAUUAGGUUUUGGUAUAUUUACGGUAGGAAAUGUACAAAAGGUCUUCGUAGAACAUGAUCUUUGCUUUUUUUGGCCUAAAAGAAAAAGUGAUCAUUUUGAGCCAGACAUCAAGAACUGAAUUCAGGGUCGUGCUGCUGGAAAUAAUACAGUAGGUAUAUGAGCGUGAACGUGUUUAAAAGCCCCCGAAGCAGGCCUGUUAGAAAUGAAGCAGAUGUUCCCGCUUAAAAAUUAUUUAAUAAACCGCAAAUAUUUAAUCCUUGAAAACUUAAUAUACUUAAUAGUCUCGCUUUCCAGUAAAAAUAUCCCAAGAUUGUUUACUGGAUGCAAAAUUUGUGAUCAAAAUGAAUUGAGAUUGUGUUUAAAAGGAGAACUCUUUAGAAUGAAGUUGAAUCUUCCUGUAUUCUUCCCGCUCCGUGGGCUUGGGGUCUGGACACUGGUUUCCUGUAGAAAUGAUGUGUUUAACUCUACACGGUGUUUCCUCUGAAGACCUGCUGAAUCUCUGAGCUCUCCUCUUCCUGUAAAUAACCUUUAAUACGGUUCAUGAGGAGCUGCGUCUGGUUGAUUUCUAAAAGAAGUCUCUUCUCAUCGAGGCUGCGUUCGUUUCAUCAAAAAUACAGUAAAACACGUCAAAUGGGAUUGUAGUUUAAAGCAGCUGUUUUCUCUCUGAAUAUGUGUUGAAGUGCAGCAUCUUAAUUCAAGCAUUAAUAUUGUUCAAGUAAUUCAAAAGCUUUUUUUUAACAAUAAAUGUCUCCUUUCGUUCAUCGAGGCUGCAUGCAGUUGAUCAAAAGUGUCCCUACAGACAUUUAUUACCUCUUUUUCUAUCUUUUAAACUUUCUAUUGAUCUCCCAAAAAAAAAAAAUUGGAAAUAUUGAGCCGCUCAACUCUUUUUAACAUUAUGAUCAUCAGAAAUGUUUGAGUAAAUCAGUGUAUUAUGGAGCAAUGAAGCUGAAAAUCACAGAAAUGAGUGACACUUUAACACGCGUUCGCACACAAAACCUGUUUUAAACUAAUAUUUCCUGUGUUUUUGAUGAACAGAAGAGACUGGAGUCUCACACAGCGUUUAAGGACAGACUGCUGUUGGAGAUGAUGAUGAUGAUGAUGAUGAUAUCUCUAGUAUAUUUCUGUCUGUCGCUGCUUGAACCCUUCCUGCUCACACGUUGCCAAACUCCUCUCUGACUGUUAGACUCUUAAACUCAGUGAAGGUCUGAUGAGACGCCGGUCCUUCAUCUCUGCUGCUUAUCAGUGUCUAUAAGACGCCCGAUUAGGAUUGAUUUAUAGGUGUGUGUGUGUGUGUGUGUGUGUGUGUGUGUGUGUGUGUGUGUGUAGCAUUUAUUCAGUAAGUGGCAUCGGCACACGAGUAGCGAAUCACUACCGUAAUCUCACCGCUUCAUCAUGUAAACAUGUACAUAGUGAAAAGGCCGGCAUUGUCCUCAGUUUUAUGUGGACGUGCUGAGAUCAGCGAGUUUCGAUACAGACGAUACGAUACUGAGAGGUUUUAUGAAGCCGCGUCUUGUUUAAGAUCUCUCUCAAGUGUGCAGGCACAACUUGUAGGCAAAAACGCCAAAGCUUUUGUACCAUUUGCAUAGCCAUUUCUAAUCCAAACGAGUGCCUGCGAGCGUGUGUGUGUGUGUGUGUGUGUGUGUGUGUGUGUGAGAGAGAGUGAGCGAGCGAGUGUGUGUGUGUGUGCGUAGUGUGUAAAGCUCAUAGAAACACCGUAACAUUUGUAAAGAAGCAUUUCUUGUAAUAAGUGAACUCCUGGAAUGUUUAAUCUGGAGCCGGUCUGGACCUGGUUUAACUUCAGACCAGUGAAGACCAGACUUUCUCCUCGUGUUCCAUUGUAACGUGGACGGCAUGAUUCUGUACGUAUACAUAGAUUCUCUUCAAUAUUUUGGCAACCCAUAGAGAUUUUGACGAUCAUUAAAGUAUGAAUAAACUAUCA